AUGACGAAAAGAAACAAACUAGACACGUUUAUCGGCAUAAUACACCACACCGACCCCGUCAUGUCGAAGGAUUCCAUCUGUCCGCGGCGCAAGACGCAGGCAAGAUCUCAUGUCAAAUUCAACGUCAAAAGUAUUGAGGAUGGUUCACUUUACGCCACUUUGAUAAAGAAUUCUGGGCUUCGCCUCUUCGUCAAACCCAUUGAAUGGACCAGUCUUCACCUUACACUUCUCGACAUGGAGUUCCACAAUCUUCCUCCAAUUACUCAGCCUGUACCGACGGUCGGCUCGUCGAAAGCUACGAUAGAUCUAUCUGCUUCGGCACAGGCUCUGCUUGGUGCCCUCAACAACCUUUUGGAAACCAAAUCAACAGAAUGCCGGACACGCUCAAUUCCCACCGUCAUUUCGAUGCUGUACCCUCAGCAUAUUUCAUUUCUAGAGAUUUCUGAACUUCAUCAAUACUUUGGCGGUCGAGCCUAUUGCGUUGAUUGUCCCGUACAGGCAGCCUGGGAUGUAACGCCAGCGCGCUCCAGCUACACGACUGCUAACGGAUCGAUGUCCAUGCGAGCUGAAGAAUGUGUCGAGGGUCCAAUAAUGGAUAGCAUUGAUGGACGUAAUGUAAGAACACAGCCUAUACUUGUCUACGUCGACCUCAAAACAAUCACCGUUACACGGCGUGCUAGAUACAAGCCGCCCCGGAAUAACCCGCCAGUCCGGAGGCUUAGGAAGUUAUUGUACAGAAAGGCAACCCCUCCAAAUAUGGUGGAAGAUCCGUUUCUUGCCGCCGUCAUUCUGGCGUUAGCACAACGGCCCUUCUACAGGGCGGCCCCUCCAUCCGCUGACAAGCCGUUGAUGUCUUCACCCGAAUCGUCAUCUCUCGGAGAGCCUAUAUUUCAAGAUACAACGGUGUGCAUUCUGGCUGUCAAUGACAAGGAACCCUCUGCUCCUUGCUUCAUCUUGUAUAGAGGAAAAGUCAGGAAAGAGCUUUUGCAAAAGGUCCAUAAUCCGACCAAGAACUAUCGAGUAAAAGAAGAAGAGGCAUUAGUUGGAACACUGAAAGGCAGCACAAACACGCAAAUCGAGUACACCGAGGUACAGAUCUGGCCAAUACUAGGACUUAAAGAGCGACUAAGCAAAGCUCUUGGCAAAGAAGUCGCAGGCCCCUUCGAUGAGAAUAAUAUCGAAAUGUGGGAGCAAGACCUGAAGACGAAGACCCAGACCCAGAGCCGAAGAUCCGAAACCGGACGCUAG
This is a messenger RNA of Colletotrichum abscissum, 1248 nucleotides long. RefSeq lists its product as uncharacterized. The record is from RefSeq and is a predicted model, not a curated record. NCBI's taxonomy places the organism in Eukaryota, Fungi, Ascomycota, Sordariomycetes, Glomerellales, Glomerellaceae. Bases 1 to 1248 code for a protein of 415 amino acids. The transcript has a single exon.